Molecule: messenger RNA, 2105 nt
Organism: Nymphaea colorata (pocket water lily)
Lineage: Eukaryota; Viridiplantae; Streptophyta; Magnoliopsida; Nymphaeales; Nymphaeaceae
Exons: 4
Coding region: 787-1449 (220 amino acids)
Biological process (GO): heterochromatin formation
Source: RefSeq, a predicted model, not a curated record
UUUUUCUUUUUUUAAUCUUGAUAAAAUAAGUGCCGGGCCGGAUUGAUCCGACGGCCCGAAACUUGGGCCGGGCCCGGCCCGGUUAUACAAAGUGAAAUGAAAACGUUCGGUUUUCUCCCCUUCGUUGAGGUCUUUUGCAGACAUCUUUCGUAGAAGUUUCUUGAAUCCCAGGUCACCACAUUUUGGCGGCUCUAGAAGUAGGAGUGCUUCCACAGUUUCCACUGGGUCUUGUACGUGUUCCUCUUCUCCUCUGAUGGAUGAAGGCUCUGCUUGCUGGAUUCCGGUAAAAAGGGGAAAUUCAUCCAACAUUGGGGAAAAAAUGCCUAGAUGAAAUGGUUCUUCUCUAAUUGAUGGUUAGGGGCUGAGGAAUCAGGUUCCGCAUCCGAUGGCUUUUGGCCAAAAAAUCAGAAGUGAAUCUAAUGGUUCUUCUCUAGUUGAUGGUUUGGAUCAGUAGGUUAAGGGCUGAGGAAUCCGAUUCGGCACUUGGUUGGGAAAUCCAUCAGCACUUGGUUGGGAAAUCCAAUCGGAAUCCGAUGGCUUUUGGCCAAAAAAUCAGAAGCGAAUGGUAUCUCGAUAGAGAGGGAAACGAGAAAACAGGCCCUACCUGAAAAUUGAUUUGGUGAUUCAGGCAACGUUUCUUUUGGUCGCCGAAAAACGACGCCUUGUCUGUCGGUUGCCACCGAUGUGAUUGCUGCUUGUCCGAAUGCUUCAUCUGAAAGUUGAAUCAUGUGAGUUGUGAGGGGUGCGUGAGAGAGAGAGAGAGAGGGAGAGUCGCAGGUACCCACCAUGGAUGGAGGCCAAUGGAGCGGAGCAAGGAGGUCUAUUGGCCACCAGACCCCUCGCUGGACCGUUCUGCCGGAAGGGCUGCCCAUACUUGACUGUGAGAUCGAUCGGAUGAAGCAUGAAGACCAGCGGAACGAAAGGCUGCACAAGGAAGAGGUAGAGCGGCUGAUUGCCCAAUUCAGGGAAGAGAUGGAGGGAAUAGAAAGGAAGUAUGAGAGGCUGAUGGCGGAGAAGGAAGCGGAGUACAGGCAUCAGAUUGGCACUUUGGAGAUGAAUAAGAACAAGGUGAUACAGAACCGGCUGCUCUGUGAGGCGUGGAGGCUACAGCCCGAUCCUCGGGUACUGCGACUAGGCAUGUCUGUAGUGCCAACAGCAUGUGCAGGAUCUCAACGCCAGACUAGUUGCCUGCAACCUUACCAAACCUUGCCUCCUCCUCCUGCUUGCUUGUCUUCGGCAUCCUUCUACCUUAAUAAGGUUAUUGACAUCGCGAACCAGAGACAAGCAGCUACUUCUGCUGCCUACCAUGGCACCGGCAUGAUGCAACAAAACAUAGAUCCUCAACCUGUGGGCCAAUGUAUUGACAUGAUGCCGAAUUACUGGUUAACAAGUGAGGCCUUUUUAACAUCAAAUUUUGACGAGUCAUGGUGGUGGCGGCGGCCUCAGUAACCGAAGCAAGUUUUACGACACAUACAAGACAAAUAUGGAGAACUGUGAUCACCUUGUGCUGAACGCUUUUCCGAAGCUGCAGUUCAAUGGGUUUGUUGUAUUAAUCAAGAAAGCACGGUGUACAAAUUGCGUCUGUACUGAAGCAUCAAUAUUAUUAGAGAAAGGUUAAUAGUGCAUCAUCUUAUAUUGCUACGCGGCCUUUUUUCAGUUGCAACGUUCAAACCAAGAAAUACUAGUAUAUACCACAUCCAGAGUGUCAUGAAUGACCUGAGCAAUUGCGAACUUCUGUGUUUCUAUAUUCUUCCUUAUGUGGCAGGCCAUUGAGAAGCCGCUAACCAUUUGGUUGUAGUCAAUUCUCCAGGGCUGUGUUCGUCACUUUGAUGGAUCCAAGAGAAGAAAAAGCGUGAUAGAUUUAGCACGCAAGUUCGGGUGUUGUGCUUGACUAUUGUUCCAUGGCCAUGAAUGAUCUGUUUUGUGUCCAGAACAAGUGCAACCGAUGGGGCAUCCAAGACCUUUGGAAAGUGGCAAAGUUCUGCUGAUCGUUUUGUCCUGUAAAUCUGCUUGAAAGAUGGAAAACUAAUGUUUUGGUUUCCUUGUGGAUGGGUUUGUCCUGUAAAUCUGCUUGAACAAAGAUGGAAAAGUAAUGUUUUGGUUUC